This is a messenger RNA of Ipomoea nil (Japanese morning glory), 1307 nucleotides long. Its product is annotated as disease resistance protein RPP13-like. Gene Ontology annotation, biological process: defense response to fungus. NCBI's taxonomy places the organism in Eukaryota, Viridiplantae, Streptophyta, Magnoliopsida, Solanales, Convolvulaceae. The record is from RefSeq and is a predicted model, not a curated record. The coding region runs from base 1 to 915 and encodes 304 amino acids. Gene Ontology annotation, molecular function: ADP binding. The transcript has 2 exons.
AUGGCUGAUGCUAUCGUUAAUUUUGUAGUUGGAAAGCUGAAGGAACAAGCUUUCCAAGAAGUAUCCCAAGAAGUAAUAUUCCAGUGGAGAAUCAAAGCUGAGGUGGACAAAAUCACUGCUCGGCUAGCGAACAUGAAAGGCUACGUUGACGAUUCAGGCAAGGGGAAACAAGACACCAAGGUAGCAGAGAGCUGGGCGACUCAACUGAGGGAUACCACACUUCAACUUGAGGACUUGUUGGAGGAAUUCAUGUUGGAUUCCAAGCUUCUAGAACUCAAUACUCCUCCCUGCAAUUUUUGUCAACUCAACUCCCUCUUUGCCAACGUGCAUAGCUUUGCCAAGAGGGUGAAGAUACAGUUUUGCUUCCAUCAGCAGUUAAAAGCCAUGGAUGAGAAGCUACUUGUUCUAGAAGCAGACAAAUCAAAGUACGGUAUAAAACUCAAAACAAAUGAUGGAAGAAAUGAGUUACUGAUGAGCAGUGGGAGUGGAUAUAUGGAGGGGAUAGAGGCAGUGGGGAUAGAUAUGGAAGUCAACCGGAUAGCACAACUGAUUGAGAAGCGUAGUGAUCAAGUGAAGUUGAUCACGAUUUGGGGAGCUGGAGGUUGUGGGAAAACUACUUUGGCGAAGCAAGUUCAUGAAAGAGUCACGAAGGAUCGCAGCAUUGAUUAUUGUUGGUGGGUUGAUGUGAACCACUCCUCAGAUAUUGAAUUUGUUCUGAGGGCAACAAUCAAUGGGCUCUACACAAGUGAUGGAACAGAGAUGCCAUCUAAACUGGAGAAAGCAGAUGGAAAAUCUCUCCACCAACACAUUUGCAACUACUUGAAAGGGAAGAGAUCAUUCCCAAUGAGUACGAUGGUGAAGAGUUGGAAAGAAUCGAAAUGCACGAUCUUUACCGUGAUGUGGCCCGUGAGGUGAUUAGAAGGGAAAUGUUUGCUGAAAUCAUCAAGUUGGAGCAAAGUAGCUGGAAACUUGAGUGGAAGCAAAGGCGUAGUUUGAUCAUCCUGGAAAAGGAGCAAAAGGUUGAGCUUGACAAUUGCUACGAAAAUAUGAAGAAGCUACGUACACUAAUCAUCAACUACUGUAAAGGGAUUGCUGUGAAUUCAUUCCCUCAGAUGCUCCAAAACAUGAAGUUGCUCAGAGUUUUGGUGUUGGAAUGGUUACCUCGUGGUAUGGAGGAACUGCCCAAUGAGGUUGGGGAUCUAAUUAAUCUUAGGUACUUAAGUCUGACUGGUAAUAGGGGUACGAGACAUCUCCCAGAUUCGUUGGGAAGAUUGCACAAUCUACAGACAUUGGAUCUAAGAAAUACU